CGCACCCGGAUGUGUUAUAUGAAGCGGAACCUAUUUCUCUCACAAAACUCACCCGAGCCACAUUAAAGAAGACGCAACCUCACGCUCUGCCGUAAUUCGCGAAGCGUUUGCGUCAGUUAAACGCCGUUGCGCUCAGGCGCUGUUCUCCGCUUACGCUGUUAGCGUACCGCCCGCUGUUCUCCACGGAGCCUUUUAUCAUAAGUGAAUUGUGUUGGUACCAUAGUACAGUCAGAUGGUAAUACCACGGUACUGUGAGAUAUAGCAUGCUACUGAGUGAUUACUGUGUGCUAUGGGUUUUGCAUAAGGCAUUAAAAGCCCAGCUGAAGCACUGAAGCUGAAGCACUGAAGCUGAAGCACUGAAGCUGAAGCACUGAAGCUGAAGCUCUGCUGUGGGGUUUCCAGCAGCUGCUGCAGUCAUGGCCACACGCAGGAUCACACAGGAGACCUUUGAUGCAGUGGUCAGAGAAAACACCCAGGAGUUUGACAUGGAGGACAGCGAAGCUCUGAAGGAGGCCAUUGAGCAGUUUGAGUCUCAGGGUGUGGAUCUCAGCUAUAUUGUUAAAGCAGUGCCCAAAGUCUGUUCUGAAGAAAACACCGAGGAUCAAACCCACGAGGUUCUUCAGGCUUUGGAGUCUCUCAAAGCUGCAGUGGCUUCAUCGUCCGCAUCUGUUCUGGAGGAUCUGAGGGUCUUCACCCAGCAGUGCUCUCUCGGCUUCGCACAGCGAUACCUGGCGGCUCAAAAAGAGGCGUAUCCCACGAUCCUCGCCUGCUGCCAGAGAGCUGCUGGAGAGAAGGAGGCCCUUUCCGUCGCUCUCGCCGCGCUCUCGGCGCUAACAGACGGCCAGCCGGAUCUCCUGGAUGUGGAAGGGCGAGAGUUUUUGAUCGGAGCUUUAACCGUGCACCAGACAGACGCUGCUCUCAGCUGUGUGUGUUUCCGCAUCGUGCGACACUUCUGUCUGAAGCACGAGAACAACCGGCAGGGUCUGGUGAAGGCAGGCGUGCUGCCACUGCUCACCGCCAGCAUUACACGCCACAUCAAACACCCCGAGGUCGUGAGGGAGGCCUGUGUCGCGCUGAGGGUCAUGACCUUUGAUGAUGACGUGCGUGUGCCCUUUGGACUCUCCCACGAACACGUCAAGAUGAUCGCGCUAGAGCACAACGGGCUGAAAGUCAUCGUUGAAGCUGCUAAAGCUCAUCCAGGGAACACCGCAGUGCUCGGUGAACUCUGUGCCACUCUGUCCCGUCUGGCUGUGAGAAACGAGUUCUGUCAGGACAUCGUAGACCUCGGGGGCCUGACGUUCAUGAUCACACUCCUGGCUGACAGUCUGGAUCGUCAGGAGCUUGUGAAGCAGGUGCUCAGCGCACUGAAGGCCAUCGCAGGAAACGAUGAUGUCAAAGAUUCCAUUGUGAAUGGCGGGGGGGCGGAGCUUAUCGUCAUGGCGAUGAACCGUCACAUGGCCAGUGCACAGGUGUGUGAGCAGGGAUGUGCGGCGCUCUGUGUUCUCGCGCUACGCAAACCCAACAACUGUAAAGUCAUCAUGGAGUGUGGCGGAGCGCUGGCGGCCCUGCAGGCCAUGAAGACUCACCCGGCUGAAGUCGGUGUGCAGGUAAAGCCGUCUGUGCGCUGUCUCGCAUGCAUCAGCAGAUGCGUUUACUCAAAGCGACUUGCAUUGCAUUUAAGGUUCCUGCAGAAAAGCAUAGAGCUACAGGAGCAGGAAUUUCUCUGA
Molecule: messenger RNA, 1727 nt
Organism: Sinocyclocheilus grahami
Lineage: Eukaryota; Metazoa; Chordata; Actinopteri; Cypriniformes; Cyprinidae
Product: armadillo repeat-containing protein 6-like
Exons: 8
Coding region: 417-1727 (436 amino acids)
Biological process (GO): hematopoietic progenitor cell differentiation
Molecular function (GO): protein binding
Source: RefSeq, a predicted model, not a curated record